This is a messenger RNA of Colletotrichum truncatum, 2124 nucleotides long. RefSeq names its product fungal specific transcription factor. NCBI's taxonomy places the organism in Eukaryota, Fungi, Ascomycota, Sordariomycetes, Glomerellales, Glomerellaceae. Gene Ontology annotation, biological process: regulation of DNA-templated transcription; DNA-templated transcription. Gene Ontology annotation, molecular function: DNA binding; zinc ion binding; DNA-binding transcription factor activity, RNA polymerase II-specific. The record is from RefSeq and is a predicted model, not a curated record.
AUGUUGUCGUCGCAAAGCAUCUCGGCUGGGUCUGAGCGACACCGACCCCCGCUCAACCGGCGAAGGGAUAAACCUCAAUUGUCUUGUAACCUCUGCCGCCGCCGCAAACUUCGUUGUGAUAGACAGCAACCCUGCCAAACAUGCUCCCACCGUGGCCUUCCCUGCACAUAUGCCAACAAUGGACCUGCAUCUGCAGGAAUUGCCCGGCAUAAUGCUUCAUCACGACCGCAGAUGAAUUUACAAACUCGACUGUCUCAACUUGAAGACCUAGUGAUCUCAAUUAUGGACAAUUCAAGCCCAGCGGAUGAAAAUUUGCUCUCAAAUGAUCUUCAAGGAAGCAGCCUAGAUCAUCCGAUAUCAAGGGAACUGGCACACAAAGACCAGACCACGCUAAUCGAUAAUUAUGAAAACUCCUCCAAGACCCCCGAAAGCGGCAGUAUUCGCGUCAGUGCGUCCGAGUCUCGCUAUGUUGGGACCGGGCAUUGGGCUUCAAUCCUGGACAGCAUAGCCGAGCUUAAGGAUCACUUGGAAGCGGAGGAAGAGACACAGACAAGCAGUGCGGCGUCGGUUUCGUUAUCUACUACUGAUGACUAUAUGGAAAUGCCGCUGUUAUACAAUAAUAAGCCCAUCUCAAUAGUUGAUAUUGUUGGCUCAAUCCCCUCUAAGCAGAUUGUGGACCGAUAUAUCUCAUAUUAUUUCAAUUCAUUAGACUUCGCAUCCGGCGCGGUUCAUACCGGAAAGUUUUUGAGAGAAUAUGAAAGAUUCUGGCAGUCGCCAUCUGAGACUCCAGUCAUGUGGCUGGGACUACUAUAUUCAAUCAUGUGUAUGGCAGCCAUGGCAUCGAAUUCGCUAAGUAGAUCCGAAACAGAUGAUCCCACGACAUCGAUUAACCAUUAUCGAGAAAAGACUGCACAAUGCUUGCUUAUGGGGAGAUAUGCCAACGGUGGCCCCUAUACAUGGGAGACUCUUUACCAAUAUGUCAUCAUCGAGCUGUCUUCGCGAAGAGAUGUCGCCUCGAGCAUCGGUAUUCUUCACGGAAUAGCAAUGAAUCUUAUCCUUCAAAUGGGCUAUCACAGAGACCCAUCUCAUUUCCCCAGUAUCUCACCCUUUGACGGGGAGAUUCGGCGCAGAAGCUGGGUCAAGUCGAUAGAGGGCGAUCUGCAGAUGGCUAUGAGGACAGGCAUGCCCCGUAGGAUCGUCGACGGCCACUGGGAUACUGAGGAGCCGCGCAACCUUCAUGAUUCCGACUUUGACGAGGAUUCAAAAGAACUUCCUCCCAGCAGACCCGAGUCUGAGAUGACAAUUGUUCUACAGCUCAUUGGAAGACGCCGCAUGCUCGUCGCUGUUGGCGCUGCAGUCGAUCUGUCCACUUCUGUAAAGCCGGUACCUUACUCCGAAGUGCUUGCGGUGGAUCGCAAAAUACAAGAGGCAGAAGAGAGCCUUCCUGCGCCGCUGAAAAUAAGGUCUCUAGAGGCGUCCAUCACGGAUCCACCGCAGUUGAUAUUCCAAAGAUUUUACCUCGCCCUUAUGUUCCGUACAGGCGAGUUGAUGAUCCAUCGCAAGUAUCUAAGUGUCGAUACGGAGAAGGACAGUUUUUCCUACUCUCGUAAAAAAUGCCUUGAUGCCUGCUUGUCGAUCCUGACCAUUCAGCAUACCCUUGGCGAAGAGACUGCUGUCGGCGGUUUGUUGCACCCAGUGAGCUCUAGGUUGUACUUAACGGGCAACCACUAUUUCCUCACAGCUUGCAUGACGCUCUGUGUCGUAGUACAUAGAGGACUAAGUUCAGCCGGGAAUGAUCAUGCUCAAGCUCGGGAAGAAGAUAUCAAAAACGCACUAAAGAAGUCUCUCAAUGCUUGGAGGCAGCGCGAAUCUACGUCGAGGGAGGCCCAUAUUGCUGCAGAAUCUAUCAGCCAUAUACUCAAGAAAAGCGUUUGGAUGGAGGAAGUACCUCCGAGCGCAGAGCAGCCAUCUUUAUGGGAUAAUGUGACCGAACCCGAACUCUUUGGAGGUUUGUUAUGGCCUGAAGCGGACACAUUUAUCGAUGCCCCAUUUACCAUGUACGGCAACGAAUGGGAUGGAGGGAUAUUUUCUUGGUUUGCAGAUUCUUCAAGAGGUGGCAUCUGA